CACACGAUUGGAUGCAUAUAUCUUCUUCUUCGAUGUCCCAUACAAUUUGAUUUUAUCUAAAGCGUUGAUGACUGUAGCUAUUUACUGAUACGUUGAACCGAUUCAGGUUUUUUGUGUGAGGAGGAAGAGGAGGAUCACUUCCUUCGUUGCUUCUAUUCUAUCCGAGUCUCAUCGUCCUCGUUUUAUCUGUAGUAGAUGGAGACCAACUCGCGUGCACAUGAUUUUCUCCUCAAGAGGCUUGCUUCUAUUGGGGUCCCUAAGAAAUGCUGUUCCAAACGUGGCCUAGUGGAAUUCGUUAGAGCUAACCGAUCCAGGAUCUCGGAGCUCGUCUCUGCUCUCUUACCUACCGAUGAGGAUGUUAAAGCUGUACUGAAGGGAACUAAGGAACAGCCUCACAAGUCUGCGGUGAGUCCCACCAUGAAAAAGAGGUUCAGGGAGAGCAUGAGUUGGCUGCAGUGGCUCAUGUUCCAGGACGAGCCUCGUGUUUCCUUGAAGAAUCUUGCGAAAUCGAAUGUUGAUCAGCAGCGAGGUGUCUGUGGCUCCGUCUGGGGAGAACAUGAUAUAGCGUAUCGGUGCAGAACGUGCGAGAAUGACUCGAGUUGUGCGAUCUGCGUGUCUUGUUUCGAGAAUGGUGAUCACAGCUCCCACGAUUAUUCCAUCAUGUACACCAACGGUGGUUGUUGUGAUUGUGGGGAUGAUACAGCCUGGAAAAAAGAUGGUUUCUGUUCGAAUCAUAAAGGUUCCGAGCAGAUUCAACCCCUCUCAGAGACUCUAGCAGAGUCGGUUGGGCCUGUACUUGAUGCUCUUUUUACUUGUUGGAAUAGCAGGCUCGUAUCUGCAGAGAGUGUUUGUGAGAACGAUGCGAGAUCCAACGAUACUCUUGCUGUACACCAAAAGAUGUCAAACGAGCUGACAUUCGUAGUGGUUGAAAUGCUUCUGGGGUUUUAUAAGUCUAGUGAGAGUCUGCUAAGUUUUGUUUCUAGAAGGAUGGUCGCUUCAAGUGGUCUAUUGAUGAUUCUCGUAAAGGCUGAGGGGUUCUUGGACAAAGAUGUUAUGGAGAAACUACACGACUUGCUCCUCAAAUUGAUAGGAGAUCCCGUCUUUAAGUCGGAAUUUGCGAAAGCGCUUGUGAGUUACUAUCCACUUGGCAUUAGUGAAGCGGUUAAGAAUGGUCAUGAUCAUGCAUUCAUGCAAUAUCCUCCACUGAUGUCUUUGUUUUCUGUGCAAUUCUUCACGGUGCCGACUCUAACAGCAUUUCUGGUGAAGGAAAUGAAUCUGCUAGCAAUGCUUUUGGGAUGCCUCAAUGAUAUCUUUCUUUCUUGUUGUGGGGAGGAUGGUGUGCUACAGGUUACAAAGUGGGAAGAGUUGUAUGAGACAGGUGAGCGUGUCAUUCGAGACUUGAAAUAUGUUACGUGCCAUCCUGUAGUUUCUAAGUACGCAACAAAUGAAGAUCGGGAGUUAUCAAGAUCAUGGUUGGUACUCUUGACCUUUGCUCAAGGAAUGGAUCCUCUGAAAAGAGAGACUGGAAUCCAUAUUGAAGAAGAAAAUGAGAGCGCGCAUAUGUUCUUUGAGUUGAGUCAUUCAAUAGCUGCUAUUCACUUUCUGUUGGUUAACGGUACAUACUCUCCUGCCAGUGAUGAACAAAUAGAAAAUGAGAGAACCACCAAGGCUAGACUAGAUAAUUGUGAUGGAGAUGGAGAAAGGCAUGCAAAAGUUGGGAGAUUGUCUCAUGAAGAUUCCGUAUGUACCGCGAUGAUAAAGAGCAGAUCCUUUGAUAGCUCGAUGGCUUCUGAAGUCCACGAAAUUGACGCUCUCCAUGCCCUGAUUCCUUCUUCUGCCAUAUGGUUGAUACGCGAGUGUUUGAACGUUCUGGAGACAUGCUUAGGAAAUGAUGAAGGUAUAUCAAAAUUUAUGUGCAAGUUUGUGUCUCCUAGCGGCAACUCUUCCGAUCCGACGAAAAAUGCAUCAGGAGUACAUAUGUUUGGUCUGUGUGAUUGGCCGGACAUCCACUACGAUGUGAGCCUUCAGGCCAUAUCAAUCCAUCUACCGUUACACCGGUUACUUUCUUUGCUCAUAGAAAAAGCAUUAAGGUUGUGUUAUGGAGAAUCUGCCUUGCACCAUGGAGUCAGUGUUAGUCUUGAGAUCCCACAGGCGGACUUCUUCAGCUAUGUGUUCGGAGAUUUCCAUCCUUGUGGCUUUUCUGCACUUGUUAUGGAGCAUGUUCUCCGGGUAAGGGUGUUCUGUGCCCAAGUUAUUGCUGGAAUGUGGAAGAAGAAUGGGGAUCCUCCAUUAGUAUCUUGUGAGUGGUAUAGGUCAGUUCGUUGGUCAGAACAGGGACUUGAGCUUGAUCUAUUUCUCUUGCAGUGUUGUGGUGCGUUGGCUCCUGCUGAUUCUUAUGUUAAUAAGCUUCUCAGUCGAUUUGGGCUCUCGAGCUAUCUUUCACAAAGCCCUGAUAGAACAAAUGAGUAUGAACCAGUUUUGGUCCAGGAAAUGCUUGCUCUUUUGAUACAGAUUCUGCAAGAAAGGCGUUUUUGUGGUCUUUCUACUGCUGAAAGUUUGAGAAGAGAGAUCAUCUGCAAGUUGGCUACUGGAGAUUUCACUCGUAGUAAAUUGGUCAAAUCUUUACCCCGUGAUCUCUCCAAGUCGGAUGAGCUCCAAGAGGUCUUAGAUAACGUUUCAGUCUAUUGUAAUCCAUCCGGCAUGAACCAGGGAAAGUAUUCACUACGGCCAUCUUGUUGGAAGGAAUUGGAUCUCUAUCACCCUCGUUGGCAUUCAAGAGAAUUGCAAUCUGCAGAAGAAAGGUUUUCGCGCUAUUGUGGAGUGUCUGCCUUGUCAACUCAGCUUCCUAGGUGGCGAAUGAUCUAUCCGCCUCUAAAUGGGCUUUCGAGAAUAGGAACUUGCAAAACCACUUUUCAAAUCAUUUCCUCUGCUUUAUACUACGCACUACAGAGUGGUACCUCUGUUAAAUCACGUGCUCCAGAUGGCGUUCUCAUAACCGCUUUGCACUUACUCUCGCUAUCAUUGGAUAUUUGCUCUCAGCAAAGGGAAUCUAAUACUCAGGCUUGCUGCGUAGAAGAUUCAAUUCCGCUUCUCGAAUUAGCUGGUCUGGAAUUAAUGGGUAUAAAUCAAGGGACUGGAAGAGAAAGUUUGUUGUCUCUUCUUGUCUCAUUAAUGAGGACUCGUAAAGACGAUGGUCUCCGUCAAUUUCCAGAGGCAGGUAGUUGCAAUAUUUCGUCCUGGAUUGGAGAAUUGCUGAAGAAGUUCAGUGCAAUUGAUUCUGUCUGUAUGAACCUAUUGCAAAGUCUUGCCCCGGAGGUGGUUGGUCAAUCUGGAUUUGAUAAAGUCACAUCAGGCUCUACUUCUGAUGAGAAACGCAAGGCUAAAGCUAGAGAGAGGCAGGCUGCUAUUCUGGCAAAAAUGAAAGCUGAACAAACAAAAUUCUUGUCCAGCAUGGAUGAUGAUGAUCCGAGAUCUGAAACUGAAACAACAAGUGAUUCCGUAAUGGAACAGGAUUCAGAAAUUGCUGUUCGUGAAGUUUGCUCUCUCUGCCAUGACCCAGAUUCCAAAGACCCGGUUUCUUACUUGAUUUUUCUCCAGAAAUCUAAAAUCUUGAGUUUUGUGGAUAGAGGCCCUCCAUCUUGGGAUCAAGGUCCACAGUCAGAAAAGAAUAUGUCUGUUGAUGGAGUUGGCGAUGUCCUGAGAAGUAAUGUCUCCUCAGAUAGUUCAAUGAUUCCUCAUGAUGCAACCUCUGAGCCUGCUACAGAUUCCGUGUUUGAAGCUUUAACAACCCGGCUUAUAAGGAAUAGUCAGAGGGAGAAGAGGUCUAGUGAUGGGAGGGGAAAAGAUGAAUCUAACAUGGAAUCAAUGGAGAUAGCUAUGUAUCAAACCGUUCGCAGGAAAAUUGAUAACAUUACAAAUCAAAGCCUUACACAUGUAGAUCAACGACCGCAUGCUGCUGAGAGUAUUUCGGAGAGAAAUCGUGUUACUGGUCUAUCUACUUUGCAAGUUAGAGUUCCUGAUACUCGAUCAAGACAAACCUCCAGACAUUCGGAUGUCGGUUCAGAUGGGUUUCACCCUACUGACUGUGAUGGUGUUUAUCUUUCAUCAUGUGGACAUGCUGUGCAUCAAAGCUGUCUUGAACGAUAUUUAAAGUCGUUAAGGGAGAGCUCUGGGGAAUUUCUCUGUCCUGCAUGCCGGGGACUAGCUAAUUCUGUAUUGCCUGCAUGUCCCCGAGAUUUAUGUUCUGUCUCAAGGAAACAGGAAAGUUCGCAUGCCAAGUUAGGUAAAUCAAAUGCACAGAUGCCUUCGCUUUGGCUCUCUGAAGCGUUGUGUCUGCUACGAUCUGCGGCUGACGUGAUCGAAGACGGUGAUAGCGUUAGAACAGUUUCUCUGCAGGGAGCCGAACCAAGAAGGAAAGAUCUUGAAUCUGUCUCUAACAAGCUCUGGAAUUUCUAUUUUUCUAAGCGACAGGGAAAAUUUCCGGGAAGUCAUUGGGUAUCACAAUCAAUCGUUAUGUGGGACACCCUUAAGUACUCACUUAUUUCAAUGGAAAUUAAUACUCGCCGUGCGAAGAGUUCAAUGCUUCCUGUGUAUUGUGUUGACUCCUUGUAUGAAGAGUUAAAUACCUCCAAGGGAACUGCUUUGUCACUCUUAUUACGAGUGGUACAGAGCACCCGAACAAAGAAUGCUUUACAUGUCUGUCAGAGAUUUAUGGGCAUGAAGCAUCUGGCAGAGUCUAUAUGCUUUGGAAUUUCAAGUUCUCCUUCGAGCAGCAUUUUUGGAAGCGAAGCAGGUUCACUGAAGAAUAUAAACCUGCUCUGGAAUCGAGCAUCUGAUCCAGUUCUUUCCCAUGACCCAUUUUCAUCACUGAUGUGGGCUCUUUUUUGUCUCCCUUCUCCUUUCAUCACAUGCAAGGAAUCUCUAUUAUCGCUUGUGCAUAUCUUCUACGGUGUGUCUCUUGUUCAGACUGUAAUCGCCUAUUGCGCAGGUCGCAUGUUUGACUUGAGUAAAUUAGAAUUCGAGGAAAACCUGCUUAGCGACAUCCCCACCGUUUUGAGAGAAUCAGGUGGUUGGGAGUAUUUCAGGUCUAACAAUAUGGAUUUAUCAUGUGAGUUAAAAGAGACUAUCCGUAGCUAUAGUCUUCCUUUCUUGAGGAGAUGUGCAUUGCUGUGGAGGCUACUGAAAACUACUUCUGGGAAGUGUCAUGAAAAGGAAGAUAUGUUUGAUGUGCCGUCUGACUCCACCAGCGACAACAUGCAUUCCCAGUCGGAGCUGAAUCAUGUGAAUGAAUUGGAGAAAAUGUUCAAGAUCCCGCCUAUUGAUAUCAUUGUCAAUGAUGAACUUCUCCGGUCAUCAACACAAACAUGGCUUCGACAUUUCCAGAAGGAAUACAAAGCUAACAGAGUUAAAAGGCCUUUCUGCAUAACACCUGUAGUUCCUUUCCAGCUUAUGAAGUUACCCAAUUUAUACCAGGACCUAUUGCGAAGGUAUAUCAAGAAACCUUGUAGCAACUGCAAGAAAGUUAUGAUAGAUCCUGCAUUGUGUCUUCUUUGCGGAAGAUUGUGUUCUCCCAUAAUGCUGCCUUGUUGCAGUGAAAGUGAUUGCCAGACUCAUGCAGUCACCUGUUGUGCUGGUACUGGUGUAUUUCUUCUGCUACGGGGGACCACGAUUUGGCUACAAAGAUUUGGAAGUCAAUCAUCUUGGUCAUCUCUUUACUUGGAUACGUUUGGAGAAGAGGAUACCAAUCUGUUAAGAGGAAAACCACUAUACCUGAAUGAAGAACGUUACGCUGCAUUAACAUACAUGGUUGGUUCUCAUGGACUCGAUCACAGCUCCGAAGUUCUCAAUCAAACCACCAUCGAGACUUUCGUCAUUUAAAAAAGAUUUUAUAUCCUUUUUUUCUCUGAUCUAAGAUUCAUCUACAAUAACAAUAUGCUAAAAAUAACAUUCUUUGUUUUGUGGUGCCAUUUCAUUGGUUUAUCUAUACACUAAAUUUUCAAAUAUAUAUGGGUAGAAGCAAAGAGUUUUAACCGCA
Messenger RNA from Raphanus sativus (radish), 6034 nucleotides. RefSeq names its product E3 ubiquitin-protein ligase PRT6-like. The coding region runs from base 196 to 5877 and encodes 1893 amino acids. Lineage: Eukaryota; Viridiplantae; Streptophyta; Magnoliopsida; Brassicales; Brassicaceae. Gene Ontology annotation, cellular component: ubiquitin ligase complex; cytoplasm. Gene Ontology annotation, molecular function: ubiquitin protein ligase activity; zinc ion binding. The record is from RefSeq and is a predicted model, not a curated record. The transcript is spliced from 16 exons. Gene Ontology annotation, biological process: ubiquitin-dependent protein catabolic process via the N-end rule pathway; protein ubiquitination.